UCUAAAAAAGGAAAAAAGGAAAAAAGAAAAGAAGAGUGGAAUAGCCCCAAACUAUUGAUUCAGCAGAGUGUGUGAAAGAAAGGGAAAAAUGUCGAGCAGGGACCUCCUGAAGGGAAAAAUGUCGAGCAGGGACCUCCCAGAAGAUGUGAUAAUGGAAAUCCUAUCAAGGUUGCCCGUCAAAUGGCUACUGCGAUUCAAGUGUGUAUGUAAAUCCUGGUACGCUCUCAUCACAAACCCUGAUUUCAUCAACAAGCACCUUACUUGGGCAACUUCUCACAAUCCCCGCCGCGGGGUCUUCCUUACGUGCGAGCACGAGAUUACCCGAACCCCCUGGGUCUCCCUGCGCGCUUAUGAGACCCUAGAGGUGUCCAGGUACGUUGAUAUAUCACAAUUCUUUCCUCAGGACAUUGACGAUCUUGCAGUCUACGGUCCCUGCAAUGGAAUCCUCUGUCUCCUUGGUGGGUUCGAGGAUCGGGACGACGAUGAUGAUCGUGGCCGUAGCAAUGGGCUGGUGUUAUGGAACCCCGCCACGAGAGAAUCGAAGGCGCUUCCUGUAAUCCACCGCCCUCCUGAGGUGCCCACUACCUUUUCUUUCAAUUUUGGCUUCGGUUUUGAUCCCAAGGCUAAUGAUUACAAGGUGGUAAGGAUUCUCAACUUCAGUUCUUUGAAAUGCGAAGUUGAGGUGUACAGCCUGAGUACUGAUUCUUGGAGAGUGAUUAAUCCGUCUCUUAAUCCAGCUUAUCGUGUUAGUUCCCCUCGUUUCCCCUCAUACUCAAAUGGGGUUCAUCAUUGGUGGGCUUGUGAGCGUGGUAACAGGGACAGCCGACUGUUGCUUUCCUUUGAUAUGAGCAACGAGGUGUUCCAUGAGACCCCGUUGCCUCCCUUAUCUGAAAGACAUUCUCUUUUUGAGGCUAUUGCUGUUAUCAAUGACUCUGUAGCUUUGGUUUCUGUGUAUCAUGGCGGCGAGGGUAAAUGUUAUGAUAUAUGGGUGAUGAACGAGUGUGGUGUGAAAGUGAAUUGGACUAAACUGUUCACAAUCGGACCCCGUCCACAGCUUAGCAAUCUGUUAGAACUUCGGGAGGGUGGUUUGGUUCUACUAAGAAAUGAAAAUGGAUGGCUGGUGGUUUUUGACCCAAUAACACGACAACAAAGGGAUCUGGGAAUAUACGGAAACUCCUUUCAGGUUGUUAGUUUCACGGAAACCCUAGUUGUACUAAACCGAUCAGCAACAAGAUCAGCACCAAGGCAAUUCAGGAGAUGGUUAUGAAUCCUUACUUGGGCCACAUAAACAAGGUUCCGCACCAUUUCAGUGAUUAAUCUCAUAUAUGCAUAAACUAUCACAUAUUUGGCAUACUACUCUAGGAUUUGGAGUUUCUGGAAUUAUGAUGAAGGUGAGGGGUUUUGCUGUUACAUUGUGUAUAACUUAUUGUUUGCCUUUUGUGCCUAUUUAUAUGUACACUAUCUGUUGGGUGCUUUGACGCAUUAACAAAUACUUUCUGCUGGCUGUCCAUUGAAAUGCUUGUGGUUAAUUCUACACAUGUUCUUUGUUAGAAGGAUGAAGAAUUAUAAAUCAAUGUAAUGAACUUUUGUCUAUUUGGUUACUGUAAAAUGUUAAUUGAACCUUACAUUUAGGUAAUACACAGAUUUCCAGUAUCCACAUCUUCAUUUCUGCCAAAGGAGAUGAUGCUGGUGCUUGUAAAUUUGGUUUAAAUUUCAAAGGUAGCAAUCACAUUUCAUAGAUUAUGUGAAGUUCAGCAGGUGCCAAUUCCAUGAUGCACCUUAAGUAUAGAUUCAUUAGACAUAAGAGAUACUACUUAUUACAAGCACUCAGUGGGUAAGAAUGCUCUGCUUAUCUUUGUAAUGCAAAACUGCUGAACUUUUGAUUGAAGCAGUCAGAAUUGGCUUAUAACUUCAGUAAUCUUGAAUGGUUAUCUUGCACAUUGGAUCACUAUCAUAAAAUCCAACUCCAUACGAAUCACCCUUGAUCCAACUAGUUGGGGUAGUUCAUAAGUCCUCCAAGGUAAUGCCAAUGUAUGUCUCAUCUUUCACAAUUCCAAGUCUUCCACUUCCUAUGAAAUUUUUGUCCUAGGGGCUAUUUUAGUUUUCUUCUCGAUUCAUUACCAGAUCACUUUGAUCAGGAAAGUGUAGUUUCCUAACACAGGCUCAACCGCAACCAGUAACAUUAUAAGUAUUGAAUGUAAUUUAAGAUUUAACCACAAUAUUUUUCGUCUUGCUUUAAACUAGUGCGGCAGUGCUCCCAUUUUAUUUAUUUAUUUUACAGUUUUUUACCUUUAGGGCUUGGAUUUGAUUGAUUUAUUAUAGUACCUGUUGUAAUAUCAAAUUGUUCAGAGAGAACACUUGUACACAGAUUUUUUUCCCUCUCUUGUUGAGGUUCUAAAGAGUUCAAGUGACAUGUCGAUUUGAUCAUUUGAGCACUCCUUGGUUGGUGGUUUUAGGACAGACAGAACGAAGUGAAUAAAGUGAAGCUAUCAAGGCCUGUUUCCCAUUUUGAAGUCAUGAUCUGUAUGUCAAUACAAAUUGUAAUGACAGAUGGCCAGACUGGUUAGUAGCCCUCUACACUGAACAGAAGCUGUUUUUAAAUUCAUGGCAGAAGUAAGAACAGGGAGCUGUUGGGAAGUUACACGCACCCUGAAGGGGUUUACACAUGGAACCCAUCAUUCAUUCCGUUUUUAUGGAAUGAAUAAAGUAUUAUUUGAAUGCAAGUUUAUUUUGGAUUUGGAAAUCCCUUUUAGUUAUCUAAUAAUAUAGUUUUUUUUUUUCUUCCUUGCUAUGAGGUUUCCUAGCAGGUGUCAUUAUUAGGUAAGUUUUGGUGAUUACAAUUGAAUUUGUUGAGCUCUCGGUGGACUCUGAAAAUGUCAGUCUUUGAGAUUUUUUCCACAUGUUGGCUCAUCAAAAUAAACGGAUUUCCAAUGUAUAAACUUCACUUAGGCAUAAAUCAUGAGCUGCGCAGUUAUCAGAGUGUUGUUUUCUAUAAAUUGCCCUGAUUCCAAUUGUUGAUUA
Molecule: messenger RNA, 3021 nt
Organism: Corylus avellana
Lineage: Eukaryota; Viridiplantae; Streptophyta; Magnoliopsida; Fagales; Betulaceae
Product: F-box/kelch-repeat protein At3g23880-like
Molecular function (GO): protein binding
Source: RefSeq, a predicted model, not a curated record